UAGAGAAUUGGAAAAGAAGAAGGGUGAAGAAAAAAAUAAGGAUAAUUCCAUGAAGCGGGAAGAGUUUAACAAAGAUGGUUCUCAUGUUAUUGGAGAGAAAGUUAACAAGGAAUCUGAUAAAAAAAUGGAAGAAGUCAAAAUGAGUGAAAGUAAAAAAAGCAUACGCGGAUCAAAACUCGCGGCUAUGAAAAAUCCAAAGAGCAGCGAGAGUCAUGAACAUCAUGAGCCUCAUCCUGAAGAACGCCCAUGUUCUGACAAGCCUUCUGUUCCUUCGAAAGAGAAGCCUAUUCCAGAACAACCAAGACGUCGUACUUUGACCCCAGAGCUUCCUUUAGAUGGGCCAAGUGGAGAAAAGCCGCUUCCAAAACGACCAGAGUUUCCAUCAGAUGCCCCAUCGUCCCAGAAGCCUCAUCUUCCUCAUCCUGUUAAUCAUAAAGAUCCAAGACAUCGUACUUUGACGCCAGAGCUUCCUUUAGAUGGGCCAAUUGAAGAAAAGCUGCUUCCAAAACGACCAGAGUUUCCAUCAGAUGCCCCAUCAUCUCAGAAGCCUCCUCUUCCAGCUCCAGUUGAUAACAAAUACCCAAAUGUACCUGAUGAGAUUGAUGAAGAAGACAGUACAUCUCAAAAGCCUCUUCCACCUCCAAUUGAUAAUAAAUACUCAACCGGACAUGAAGAUAUAGAGGAUGCUCCAUCGUCCAAAAAGCCUCUCCCAGCUCCAAUUAAUAAUAAAUACCCAGCAGGCCCUAAAGAAGUUGAAGAUGCUCCGUCGUCCAAAAAGCCUCUUCCAGCUCCAAUUGAUAACAAAUAUCCAUCUGGACCAAAGAUAGAAGAAGCUUCAAGUGUGCCUCCACCACCUGCCAAGGGAAAGAAAUGCAACUUAUGGCAGAAGAUUAAGAAGUUGGCUGGAAGAAAAGUUAACUGUUACUAAAUCCAAAGGAAGUAAUGAAAGAAUGAACUAAAAAUAAAGAAAUUUCAUAAAUAAUGGGAAAGAUAAAUGUAUUUAAAUUGAUAUUAAUUUUAAACUUA
Messenger RNA from Meloidogyne enterolobii, 1026 nucleotides. The record is from the annotation of a GenBank genome assembly. NCBI's taxonomy places the organism in Eukaryota, Metazoa, Nematoda, Chromadorea, Rhabditida, Meloidogynidae.